CCAGAAAAUCAUCAAAUGGUGGCUCCAAAUAUUCAGAAGGACAUUGCUAAUUGCUUUUCAGAGGUCAUAGUGAAUUCUAUAAUCAAAGAAAUUCGUGGUGAUGUGUUUUGCUUGUUGGUUGAUGAAUCAGCUGAUGUUUCAGAUAAGGAACAAAUGGCUGUUGUUUUGCGGUAUGUUGAUAAAUGUGGAGUACUCAAAGAAAGACUUAUUGGUGUUGUUCAUGUUGCUGAGACGACAUCUGCAUGUCUCAAAUCUAAUAUUGAUAGUUUGUUUGAAAAGUAUAAAUUGAGAUGGAAACAAGUGAGAGGCCAAGGUUAUGAUGGAGCAAGCAACAUGAGAGGUGAGUUCAAUGGACUAAGAGCUUUGAUUAUGAGAGAGAACAGGUCAGCAUAUUAUGUCCAUUGCUUCGCCCACCAACUUCAGUUAGUCAUAGUGGCAGUCGCUAAAAAGAAUGAUGACAUUAGUGAUUUCUUUGAUAUGAUAUCUCUUCUUCUUAAUGUUGCUGGUGCUUCUUGUAAGAGAGAAGACAUGAUACGACAAAGUCAACAAGAGAGAGUGAAGAAAGCAAUAGGUAGUGGACAGAUUUCUACUGGAACAGGACUGAACCAGGAACAAUCUCUUCAAAGACCUGGCGACACUAGGUGGUGCUCUCAUUAUAAGACCCUUAAGAGUCUUAACAGCUUGUUCCCUUCUGUUAUUGAAGUUCUGCAGUAUGUUGAAAAAGAUGGCCCAAAUGAUAAGAAGAAACGUCAAGCUCGUGGCCUACUAGAUUAUCUUAAGGAUUUUGAUUUUGUGUUUCAUUUACACUUGAUGUUGAUGGUCCUGGGACAUGCAAAUUCUCUAUCACUUUGUUUGCAAAGGAAAGAUCAGGAUAUAUUGGAGGCCAUGUCAGAGGUAAAGUCAACCAAGCAAAAAUUUCAGCAAAUUAGAGAUGAUGGUUGGAAAUCUUUAUUGGAAAGCAUAUAUUCUUUUUGUGAAGAACAUAGUAUUCCUAAGUUGGAUAUGGAAGAAGAGUAUAUUGAUCGCCAUAAACCAAGAAAAAAGACAAACCGAACCAAUUACCAGCACUAUAGAUGGGAUUGCUUGAAUUCAGUUCUUGACUUGCUACUUAUCGAGUUCAAUGAUCGAUUUGGUGAAACAAAUUCUAAUCUGCUUACUUACAUGGCUACUUUUAGUCCCAAAGAUUCUUUUGCUGAUUUCAAAUUGGAGAGCUUGAUAGAAUUAGCUAAGCUGUAUCCUGAUGAUUUCAAUUCUGAUGAGUUGAAGGAUCUUGCUCAUGAUCUUCCUAUUUACAUGGACAAUAUUAAAGUUGAUGAAAGGUUUUCUGGACUGAGCACCAUUACUGAACUUGCCAAGCUGAUAGUGGAUACAAAGAAACAUCUGGCUUUUCCUUUGGUCUAUCGGCUUCUAAAGCUAGUACUUGUUUUACCUAUAGCCACAGCAUCUGUAGAGAGGUGCUUCUCAGCAAUGAAAACAGUGAAGACUUUAUCACGCAACCGUAUUGGCAACAAGUUUAUGAAUGACUGCAUCAUUUGCUUUGUUGAGCCUGCCUUUCUAGCAACAAUCCCAGACAAAGUUAUAAUAGAUCGCUUUCAAAAGAUGGAAAACCGCAACCGCAAAAUGCUUUUAUAAGAGGUAAACAUAUGUUAUGCCUAUGUAUACAUUGAUCUGUUACUUUGAUCUAUUAAACCAUAUCAACUUUCUAGUGUAUUAUUUGUUUA
Sorghum bicolor (sorghum) is the source of this 1721-nucleotide messenger RNA. RefSeq names its product zinc finger MYM-type protein 1. The record is from RefSeq and is a predicted model, not a curated record. Gene Ontology annotation, molecular function: protein dimerization activity. The coding region runs from base 16 to 1632 and encodes 538 amino acids. Lineage: Eukaryota; Viridiplantae; Streptophyta; Magnoliopsida; Poales; Poaceae. The transcript is spliced from 2 exons.